Messenger RNA from Arvicola amphibius (Eurasian water vole), 990 nucleotides. Its product is annotated as olfactory receptor 52B6-like. Gene Ontology annotation, cellular component: membrane. Gene Ontology annotation, molecular function: G protein-coupled receptor activity; olfactory receptor activity. The record is from RefSeq and is a predicted model, not a curated record. Gene Ontology annotation, biological process: G protein-coupled receptor signaling pathway. NCBI's taxonomy places the organism in Eukaryota, Metazoa, Chordata, Mammalia, Rodentia, Cricetidae.
AUGUCUACCUCUGAUACAUCUGAAGCUCUAGAGAUUGCUUUCAGUGUUCUAGAGGCUGCCGUGAACUACUUGGACACCCGCACAGCAGGCUGCAUCCUCACUGGCAUCCCCGGGCUGGAGCACCUUCAUGUGUGGCUGUCCAUUCCCUUCUGUACUAUGUACACAGCUGCCCUGGUAGGCAAUAGCAUGCUAAUCUGUGCUAUCCUCUCCCAGCCAAGCCUCCAUGAGCCCAUUUGCAUAUUCCUGUCCAUGCUGGCCAGUGCUGAUGUCCUGCUGUCUGCACCCUCCAUGCCCAAGACCCUGGCCAACUUCUGGCUAGGUUCUAGCCACAUCUCCUUUGAUGGCUGCCUGACCAUCCACUUCCUUUUUGUGGCUGACUCUGCUGUCCUGAUGGCCAUAGCUUUUGACUGCUAUUUGGCAAUAUGCUCUCCUCUGCAAUACACCACAAUCCUGACAAGGCAGGUCACGGGAAAGAUUGCUGCUGCUACCCUGACCCGCAGUUUUAUAAUCAUGUUCCCAUCCAUCUUUCUCCUUAAGCGGUUGCACUACUGCUGGAUCAGUGUCAUAGAACACACAUUUUGUGAGCACAUGGGUAUUACCCGUCUGUCCUGUUCUGACAUUUCCAUCAAUGUCUGGUAUAGGCUGGCAGCUGCUCUUUUUUCCCCAGGCCUGGACAGCAUUCUCUUUGCUGUUUACUAUGUCCACAUCCUCCACGCUGUAUUCUGCCUCUCUUCCGAAGCCCCGUCCAAGACCCUGAGUACUUGUGGAUCCCAUGUGUGUGUCAUCUUACUGUUCUACAUCCCUGCCCUCUUCUCUGUCUUUGCCUACAGGUUUGGGAAACGCAUCCCACGUGAUGUCCACAUCCUGUUGGACAACCUCUACAUGGUUAUCCCACCUAUGCGCAUUCCUGUGGUUUAUGGAAAAAGGAUGAAGCAGAUCUCGGGAGGAGCUAAGCAGAUGUUUGCAAAUUUUACCAAAGAAUUUAAGUAA